This is a messenger RNA of Etheostoma spectabile (orangethroat darter), 1673 nucleotides long. It is a transcript of the gene tmem60, whose product is annotated as transmembrane protein 60. The transcript is spliced from 2 exons. NCBI's taxonomy places the organism in Eukaryota, Metazoa, Chordata, Actinopteri, Perciformes, Percidae. The record is from RefSeq and is a predicted model, not a curated record. The coding region runs from base 318 to 722 and encodes 134 amino acids.
GAGCCAUACCAUGCUAUUGUUUUGUAAAGACUGACCGGAAAACCUGGAAGUACUGCUUGCGGAGAAAAACUGGAAGUAGCUACAAGCUACAAGCUAACUACGCUGUACUUCUCGCUGUCAUCAAGCUGCUUUGAGGCUAAAAUUAAAUCGUCUUUUUAAAAGUGCUGGCAUUUAUCUUGCUGAUGAAGAGUCUGUCUUUCAAAUAGGUUGACUCUCCUGGUCAACUUGAUCCCUCCGUUUGUGUGUGAGUCGCUUUGGCUGCAGUCCUCCGUCUCUCUGGGUGAGGGUGAUACUGGCUCUGUGCCAGUCCUCUGUAGAUGAAGAUGUCCCUAGCCCAGCGAGUGCUCCUAUCAUGGAUCUUCGCCCUCAUCUUCCUCAUCAUGCUGGUCCUCAAGCUGGACUCUAAGAUUCACUGGAACUGGUUUAUCAUUUUCCUCCCUGUCUGGACCUUUGACACCAUCCUCAUCCUCAUGCUGAUAGUGAAGAUGGCGGGGCGCUGCAAGCCGGACUUUGACCCCAGGGAUGGCGAGCAGAGCCUGAAGAGGAGGCUGUGGUACCUGACAGCCCUGCUGCUGAAGCUGGCAUUCUGUCUGACACUGUGCUCACGCCUGCAGAGACUCACCGAAAUGUGGGUCAGUGUGGUGUGUGUCCCUCUGUGGGUGCUACUGGGUGGGGCGCUGGUGGAGCUGGGGCACAGUGUUUUCCACUACAGAAGGGAAUGAACCAGAAGACUCUGCAAAACAAAAACUUUUUACGCUCAAGCAUCUCUUGCUUGGGAUGCACCAAUUCGAUCCACUGGAUUGGCAUAUGGGUCCACAUUGACCUUAGUUAUUAAGUGGAUCCGGGCGGACGGGACAGAUCCACGUUAGACUCUGUCAGUGUCAUAAAAUUCACGGUCUGCUCUACAUUGCAUUUAAAUCCCAGCAGGUUGCAGUCUCACUGAGUUGGGUUUCCAGUAAGUUCUACAGUGUAGUUUACAGGUUUAUAGGGGAGGAGAGCACUACUAUUGGAUCAGGAAUCUGUAAAAAAAAAAAAAAGUUGGAAAUCUCACCACAGUAAGAGCUAAUUGUUUGUCACUCUGUGAUACCACUGGAUCUUUGUACAAAAUGAAGAUUUCCCAUACACCAGUCCACACAGUUUAGCAUCUUUAGAAUACAUCCAGUCUUCAUUUUUCUGCCUUCUGGCUCGUCUUUAGGCUGCCAAAUUUAAUUGCUGGUGAACAGGGCUACAGGAAAGUAAGAUUUUUAUUUAAUAUAAGCUUGACUUGUACUGCCAGGUUAGACUGUGUUUGAGAAAUUUAGAUAAGCAAACUGAGACACACAAAGAUCUGCCAUUAUGAUCCACAAUCAGUUACUUGCUACACUAAAUGUUGGCCUACAAUUCACCUUUUAGAGCAAACUCCCACAUAUGUACAUACAAAUACAGUAAUAUCCAAUGGAGGAAUCCUUGUGGCAGUGAAACUAGUUGUGAAUUGACAGCAUGAAAUUAUCCCAUUUGUACUGUGUGCCACUGAACCAUAUUAUACCGAUUUAUGAAAUCACUUAUUUGUCAGUACCCAUCCCAGGAGGUUCCUCUGUGACUGACACAAUGUGAAUGCAAAUUCAGAACUUCCUAAAACCACAUACCAACUAUUGUGGCACCAAAAUUCAUAACAAUCAAUCAACCGUUUACAG